Messenger RNA from Conger conger (European conger), 2304 nucleotides. RefSeq lists its product as uncharacterized. NCBI's taxonomy places the organism in Eukaryota, Metazoa, Chordata, Actinopteri, Anguilliformes, Congridae. The record is from RefSeq and is a predicted model, not a curated record. The transcript is spliced from 9 exons. Bases 1 to 1020 code for a protein of 339 amino acids.
AUGACAUCUCAAGAGAAGAGGGAAUCCCCCAACGAAGAAUUGACCGAAAAACAUCGCGACAAAGUGGAUACAACAAUGGGAAACCACAGUCUGGCCCGAAUAGCAGUCAUUGUGCUGUCAGUGCUGGUCUUCAUCAUUGCAAUUGCAUUCAAUGCGCUGGCUGGGAGAGGAAGCAAAAAUGGUCCCUUCCAUCAGAAUACAGGCAACGUGUCCAAAAAGUAUGAGACAGAAAUAACCCCUGCAGGGUGGACCUUCUCCAUCUGGGGGGUCAUCUACUUCUGGCUGUUCUCUCUGCUCACCUACAUUGUCACUAGUCUCUGCAGAAGGAAUGUAUAUGGGUGGAUGUAUUGUCAACCUGCAGUCUUGCCUUACGGAUUUUACCUGACCUGGAUUGUCAACAUGAUUCUUAACAUCACAUGGCUGUUUCUGUGGGACAGAGAGCAGAUGAUAGCAGCAUUGAUCGUGCUGGCAGUGAUAGCUUCUACCAACUAUUUAUUGAUAUUCUUCUGCUGUCAUGGACUCCAUUCUUAUGGCGUCUGGCUCAGCAAAUACUACAGAGUGGACCUCUGGCUCUUCCGAGUGCUGGUUCAGAAUGGCAUUGGUGUGUACGCAACAUGGACGACUAUAGCCACCCUUCUCAACUUCACCAUUGUGCUGGAUUACAAUGCAGGCGUGUCCAAGGAGGGUGCGGCAACGGUGUCUCUCAGUCUCCUCUUGAUAGAAGUCAUUGGCUGGUUUGUUAUGGAAAACUUUGUGUUGGAGAAACAUGUGCGCUACCUCCUCACCAUAUAUCCUGUGGUGAUUCUGGCUCUGUCAGGAAACAUGGCAAAAAAUUACGACGCUGCAGCACCCAGCAAGAAUGCCAUUUUCACAGCGGUUCUCCUGGGGCUAAGCUGUGCGCUAUUUGUCGUACGAGCAUUGCUGGUGGUCUGGAAACAUAAAAAACAGCCUCUCUAUCAGAACACUGAUACCUUGUCACCAAUGGACAUUGCUGAGAAGCAAAAAAAAAUCUUCACUUAAGAGGUGUGCCUCUUUCAGGUCUAAUGCUAUUUUGCUGCUGGGCUUAAAUUUAUGUUGAAAAAUAAAAAUAUCUACCUUAUCCGAAAAGAUACACAACUAAUCUUCUCUGCCACUUUUGAAUGUCUGACAAUAAUAUAAAAGCAAGCCUAUUAGAAAACUGACUCCAAAGGCAAGUAUAUACCUUAAGGAAGUGAAAGUGAUUUCUGCUUUAACUAAGAUUUGUAAUUAAAACAUUUUUUGCAGCAAGUUAUGGUUUUCCAAAUUUCAAGAGCACUGAUGAUUUUUACUUUCAAUAGGAAAGCACACAUUUUAAAGGCAGACCAUUCCAUUCUAGAAUUUUUUCUAAAAGGUUUAUUAUAAAUGUUGUGGGAGCAUUGUUGCUUGACCUGAAAAAGGUAUUUGACACUGUAAACCAUGACAUUCUUGUGUCUAGGUUAUGUAAAUAUAAUUGUUCAAUACAAGCUUCAGGAUGGGUGGCCUCUCUGGAUUUUUGCAAUCCAGAGAGCAGUGUGUUCAGAUUGGUUCUGAAAAGUCAUCCCUUAAGCCUACUCAUAUAGGCAUUCCUCAAGGAUCAAUCCUAGGCCCAUUGCUCUUUAGUCUUUAUAUUAAUGAUUUAUCUGAUGGUUGCUAUGGGGCUGGUUGUCAAUUUUAUGCUGACGACAUAGUGAUAUAUACAGAAACUGUAUAAAUGGUUGAAUGGCAUAGCACCAGAUACACUAAGUAAAUUCAAUUGUAGAUUAACAGGGCUGUAACCAGUGGUAACUGUAAAAUUAGACAUUGCAGGACCACUGCUCAGCUCUAGAAUUCCUUGCCAAUAGAAAUAAAAGCAAUCUAAUAUAAAAUAUUUUAGUGUGAAGGUCAAAUGUUGGCUGAAACAAAAACAGAGCUGGUCACAUUUUUAGUCAUCAUAUCAAGUUAGCUUGUUAUUAAAUACUUUUUUUCUAGCAUUUAUUUUGUACUGUAUAACAUGCAUGUAUCCUCUUUUGUAACAUUGUGAUAUGUGUGUAUGUAUUUAGCAUUUAUUGAAUGUUUGUAUUUUAAGUGUGUAUGUUUCUUCCAUUUAGCACUAUGUGUCUUUUUUUUAAUCUUUUUCCUUUCUUUGUAUAAAAAAGCCUAAUUAGGGACAGGAGUUAGAAACUAGCAAUAGUUAUUAGUUUUUAAAUGCUUGAUACUAUAUGCAAAACAUGAGCUACAUGAACCUGGUGUAAACUGGCAGUAAUGAUAUGUUAUGUCUCUUGGCAUUGUCCCUACUCAAAUAAACAUCAAAUAAAUAAAUACACUACA